Messenger RNA from Aspergillus tanneri, 900 nucleotides. It is a transcript of the gene kin28, whose product is annotated as TFIIH complex serine/threonine-protein kinase subunit KIN28. The transcript has a single exon. Bases 1 to 900 code for a protein of 299 amino acids. The record is from RefSeq and is a predicted model, not a curated record. NCBI's taxonomy places the organism in Eukaryota, Fungi, Ascomycota, Eurotiomycetes, Eurotiales, Aspergillaceae. Gene Ontology annotation, biological process: protein phosphorylation; positive regulation of transcription by RNA polymerase II. Gene Ontology annotation, molecular function: RNA polymerase II CTD heptapeptide repeat kinase activity; ATP binding; cyclin-dependent protein serine/threonine kinase activity. Gene Ontology annotation, cellular component: transcription factor TFIIK complex; cytoplasm; nucleus.
AUGGAUGCCAUUCGCGAAGUCAAGUACCUACAGGAAUUGUCGCACCCGAAUAUUAUCGCACUUCACGACGUAUUCUCUUCCAAAGACCAAAAUCUUAAUUUAGUUUUGGAGUAUUUACCGCGUGGUGAUCUUGAGAUGCUCAUUAAAGAUGUGGAUGUACAUUAUGGCGUGGCUGACGUAAAGGCUUGGAUGGGUAUGCUUGCCAGAGGGGUCUGGUUCUGUCACGAGAGUUUUGUGCUGCAUCGAGACAUUAAACCAAACAACCUUCUUAUUGCCUCCGACGGGGAGGUUAAGCUGGCGGAUUUUGGCCUUGCGAGAUCGUUUGCCGACCCCUACCUGAACAUGACGCACCAGGUUAUCACACGAUGGUAUCGACCGCCCGAGCUACUCUACGGUGCACGACAAUAUUCGGGCGCUGUGGAUAUCUGGUCCAUGGGAAUGGUAUUCGCGGAGCUUCUUUUGCGAGUUCCGUUUGUCGCUGGGAAUUCUGAUCUUGACCAAAUCUCUAAGAUUUGUGAAGCAUUUGGUACCCCAACCGAAGAACAUUGGCCAGGAGUUACCCGCUUACCCAACUACAUACCCUCAGAUCCUGCCCGCACCGUGCCGUUACAAGGCCGGGAGUUCUUCCUGCGGCAGUUCCCAACUGCUGGUUUUGUUGGUGCCGACUUACUAAUGUCAAUGUGUACUCUUGAUCCGAGAAAGCGUAACACGGCAUGCCGGGUCUUACAGCACAAUUGGUGGACAACCGAACCGAGACCGACAGAUAAGGCAGAUUUACCAAAGAAGUCUGGCGGCCCAAAGAAAAUGGGCAAUGACUUGACAAGAAGAGCUGGUGAGGUCGACAAUACCCCAUUUAAGAAUACGGCUCGGCAGUUGGAUUUUAGUGCAAUAAACCAGUAG